Messenger RNA from Rhopalosiphum padi (bird cherry-oat aphid), 1017 nucleotides. RefSeq lists its product as uncharacterized. Lineage: Eukaryota; Metazoa; Arthropoda; Insecta; Hemiptera; Aphididae. The transcript has 6 exons. Bases 1 to 1017 code for a protein of 338 amino acids. The record is from RefSeq and is a predicted model, not a curated record.
AUGUCAAAAAUCAUUAAAAAAAGUAAUUCCAUAAAAAACGUCAGUUCGACAUCAAAGGCAACCCCCAAUUUAGCUGACAUGUUUGAAUUUUAUGCUCGAAUAGUUAAGUUAGUAAUACUUAGGAAAGAUGACAUGGAUGCUAAGUCAAAAUAUUCGAGUUGGCUGAAAGCGCUGAGGAAACAUUCAAACGCCACGGUUAAAUACGACUACGUCAAGUUACUUGUCAUGGGACUUAAUCAUCCAGUUCCGGUUUGCCCUUUCAACGAAUACCCACCAGCCGUCAUCGAACCGCUGGAAGGCGAAUGGAUCGCAAACGCCAGGAACAUUUUCUACAACGGCGAUCCGUCUUGUCGGCCGACCGUCUUAAACCCGCCAAUCGUAACCGCCGUGUCGGACGAUAAGCGUCAGUUUGCGGCCUAUCAGGAAAUACCAAACGCAGGACUUCAAUGUUAUUACGCUCAGUCCGACGAACCACUAUAUGAGUGGUUUUUCAAACACAAAUCAUUAUCAAUUCCGCCCGAUAAUGCUGUCCAAGCAAUACCAUUGGACUGGGAAAGGUCUUUAGCUGGAAUUCAUGUGGCACCUCCCAAAAUUACUUCUAAAAGAAAGACAAGCUCGUCGCUAAUUAAAAAACUGUCAUCGUUGAGCAUUGUAGGGAGUAAACUCGAAGAAAAAAGAGACUUUUGCAAAAUACUUGACACAUAUCAAGAAAUGUUCAAUAUAACGACGAACUUCAAGUGGAACGAAAACAGUUUAUUAACAGGCGACACUAUACCUGGUUCCGAUUUGUGUAUCGAUUGGUUUAUUCACGAACAUGAAAGAACACAAUUGGACAUAGACGAGGAAAUGAUUAGGUCGUUCGAUAAACUGUAUCCACAUAAUUUCCGUUUGUUAGUAAAUCCUGUACUACUAGAAGGAAUUGUUAGAAAAAUGGACUGUGCUGAAGAAAAUGCUAAAUGUAUGGAUGCAGAAUGUGCAAAAGUUGAAGAAGAGGAUUGCAAAAACCGAGUAAGAUAG